CCAACCAACAUGUUUUUGUGCGACGCCUGCAUUAUUUUAUUGGUCGGAGUCGGAAUCGCAUUCGCCUUUCCUGAAGACAAAGCUGUGGGAAGUCCAACGAGCUUACCAGAGCCGUUGAAGGGCAACUGUACGUGUGGCGGGUUCGACUCGCGCGGCGGGUCCGCGCCGCUGCUGGCGCACUCGCCCGGGCUGACGGUGGAGUGCGGCGCCGCGGGCAACGCCACCUGCGGCAACCUGUGCGUGGCGCUCGCCACCGCUACCCGGGCCAAGGGGCCCGAGGUGCUGUGCAACCGGAUCAAGGCCUGCGACGAACUCAAGCUCUCCGUAUUCUACAAGAUAUGCGACGGCGCGUGGGUGCCCGCGAACAUGACAGCUGAAGAGGCGCUGUGCUGCGAGAACUCCAAACCAAAAACGUGCGUCUCCGCCGUGUCAACGUCGACCCCUGCGCCCUCCAGUACCGCCACCUGGGCCCCCGUGUGAAUCUACCGUCCAUCAUUUGUCUUUCCUGUUUCCGAAAGUUAACGACAAGGGGGAAUCAUUUUAGGAACGAUUUACAUGAAGUAUAAG
Messenger RNA from Cydia strobilella, 567 nucleotides. RefSeq lists its product as uncharacterized. The coding region runs from base 10 to 480 and encodes 156 amino acids. The record is from RefSeq and is a predicted model, not a curated record. The transcript is spliced from 4 exons. NCBI's taxonomy places the organism in Eukaryota, Metazoa, Arthropoda, Insecta, Lepidoptera, Tortricidae.